This is a messenger RNA of Cylas formicarius (sweet potato weevil), 3192 nucleotides long. RefSeq lists its product as uncharacterized. Gene Ontology annotation, cellular component: plasma membrane. Gene Ontology annotation, biological process: transmembrane transport; monoatomic anion transport. NCBI's taxonomy places the organism in Eukaryota, Metazoa, Arthropoda, Insecta, Coleoptera, Brentidae. The transcript is spliced from 16 exons. Bases 3 to 2861 code for a protein of 952 amino acids. The record is from RefSeq and is a predicted model, not a curated record. Gene Ontology annotation, molecular function: transmembrane transporter activity.
UAAUGUCGAACGGAAUGCCAAACAUUCCGCUAGCUGAGAACGACGGCAUCGAGAAAUGGCAAUUGUGGAAGAAGAAAAGAUACAUCAUCGCCAUUCUGGCCUUCUUUGGUUACUGCACCGAAUAUGCACUAAGGUCAUCUUUGAGCGUCACGAUAAUAGGGAUGUCAGGAGAACGGGGGUGGAGAAACAACAGCAUGGAACCGGAAUUUAACUGGACCAACGAGUACAAAGGCCACAUUUUGAGCUCGUUUUUCUACGGUUACCUAACUUCUCAAAUUAUCAGCGGCUACAUCGCGCGAGCUAUCGGAGGAAGAACACUAUUCGCCUCAGGUGUAGCAGUAUCCGGAAUUUUGACGAUUGCAACUCCGUGGCUGGUGAGAAAGCACGACUCUUUGGUCAUCGUAAUAAGAGUUUUGGAAGGAAUUUUCGAAGGUUUCACAAGUCCGAGCCUGUACCAGAUAUGGACCAAAUGGGCACCGCCGUUGGAGAGGAAUACUCUUGUGACGAUCUGCUUCUGCGGCACCUACGCGGGAGUCUUGUUCGCCAUGCCGGCUGGUGCUUAUCUCACCGCUCGCUUUGGAUGGGCGACAGUGUUUUAUUCUUUUGGUUCUAUUGCCAUAUUAUGGUCUAUUUUGUGGAUGCGAACAGUGGCGGAAUCUCCGGCUACAGACAGGCACAUAAAAAAAUCCGAGCAGAUGUACAUAAGGGCUUGCCUCCAAGAAAACAUUUCCCAGGCACAGGUAUCGGUGAAAUCGGUGCCAUGGAAAGCCGUUUUAACAUCUAAUCCAUUUUGGGCAUUGGUAUUUGCUAAUUUUAGCCAAAAUUGGGGAUUUCACACGAUCGCCAUAGAACUACCUCUCUACUUCAAAGACGUGUUUAACAGCGAUUUGGAAAAAUCCGGGUUCCUGUUUGGGAUUCCGUUCCUCAUGCAAGCUAUAAUGACACCGCUAGCGGGGUUCCUCGCGGAUUGGUUAACGAAAAAAGAUAUCAUGUCUAACACUAACGUCAAAAAGUUUUGCAAUGUCACGGGAUCCGUUUCGCAGGUCAUUUGCAUGACGUGCCUCGCGCUGUGCAAAACCGAAACAAGCGCCAUUAUUGCGCUUAGCGUUUGCAUGGGAAUGGCAGCUAUACAGUUCACCAGCUACAGUGUACUCGCUCUGGAGAUGGGUCCCCAAUAUGCCAGUGUACUGAUGGGAGUUAGCAACACAAUUGCGACGCUAUCAGGCAUUUUAAAUCCCACACUGACCGGAUACAUAGUUUCAAGUAAUCCGACCUCCCAAAGAUGGAACGCGGUUUUCUUCAUUUCCGCCUUCAUAUAUCUGGCGGCGACGUUGCAUUUUGCAAUUUUCGCAAGUUCGCAUCGCCAGCCUUGGCAGAGAACGUCGAAAUGCGCAAUGCUUCGAAAUCAACGACCAACGUACCCGAACAGUAAAACUUCCGAACAACAUCCAUCAUGGAAAGUCUGGAAACGACGACGUUACGUAGUCGCUCUUAUGGCGUUCUGCGGUUUUUUCAACGCCUACAUUUUACGAGUCAACCUCAGCAUAGCAAUUGUAGCUAUGACAGAUGAUAAAUACGUCACACUCGAAAAUGGUACGAGACUAAACAUGGGUCCUGUAUUCGACUGGAACAAUGAACUCCAAGGCCACAUCUUAAGCGCAUUUUUCUAUGGCUACAUGGCCACUCAGAUCCUCGGAGGCUACGUCGCUACGAAAUUAGGAGGCAAAUCGCUCUUCGGUAUUGGAAUAUUCGUUACCGCCGCUUUUACUCUAGUAACCCCGUGGAUAGUAGAAACCCACGUUUACCUCUUCAUCGCCGUCAGAGUUAUCGAAGGACUGUGCGAGGGUGUCACUUAUCCCUGUAUACACGCCGUGUGGUCGAAAUGGGCUCCGCCAUUGGAAAGGGCACGCUUGGCAACGCUGUCCUUUUCCGGAUGUUUCGUCGGCACUGUCAUUGCUAUGCCCGCCUGUGCUUAUUUGGCUGACGCUAUGGGAUGGGAGAGCGUCUUCUACAUUUGCGGAGCAUCGGGAGUACUAUGGUUUAUCUCCUGGGUUAUAUUUAUAUCCGAAUCUCCCGAGAGUGACAGAUACAUCAGCAGCGACGAGUUGGUAUUUAUCCAGAACUCCCUAUCGUCUGCACCUGUUAAAAGCAUCGGUCCGGUACCAUGGAAAGCUAUUUUGACGUCGAAAGCGGUUUGGGCGAUUGUGAUAUCGCACUGCGGGGAAAAUUGGGGUUUCUAUACUUUGCUCACGCAGUUACCAAAGUAUCUUAAAGAUAUAUACGACUACGACUUGGGCAAGUCUGGAUUUCUUUCCGCCCUUCCCUAUCUGGUAAUGGCGAUUCUAAUCCAGUUUUCCGGACAAUGGGCCGACUGGUUUUUAGUUAAGGGCAUAUUAACGACGACUCAAGUACGGAAAAUAUUCAACUGCACCGGAUUUCUCGCUCAAACCGUAUUUAUGUUGAUCACCGCGUUCUGGUCAGAUAGAAUAGGUUCCGUAUUCUGCCUAACCAUGGCCGUGGGAAUAGGAGCGUUCGCGUGGGCCGGCUUUAGUGUGAACCAUUUGGAUAUAGCGCCGCAGUACGCAAGCAUAUUGAUGGGAAUCGGUAACACAUUCGCUACUAUUCCGGGUAUUAUUAGCCCGGUAAUUACAGGGUAUAUAGUGAAAAAGCCGGCGACAGUCGACCAGUGGCAAACAGUCUUCUUCAUCGCUGGAGGAUUAUAUUUGUUCGGUGCCAUAUUUUAUGGCACCUUCGCAUCCGGAGAACUUCAACCGUGGGCAAAAGAGGAAAAGCAAACCUCAAGAGUGGAAAAUAAAAUCGGAGUGGAAAACAAUGGAUUUGAGAAUUACCCAUCAGAAUAAAAUUCUAAAAACAAUUUAAAGUUAAUCAGAUUCAAAACAACCCCUAGAAAUCAUUUAAGUAAAGUCCAAGACAACAACUUUGACAAUAUGAAAAUGAGAAACUAUUUUUUAAAUUGAAACACUCUUUUGACAAAGCUGGUUUGUGUUCAGUUCAAAUUUAAAGCUGUUUGGGAUACUGCAAAACCAUCAUAAAAGAGAAAAGGGGACAAAACCAAGAAAAAAUCACAAUCACCCGCGAAAUGUACCGCGAACUUGAUUUUUUUCAAAAAUUCCUACAAACAUUUGUAUACAUCGUGAAGUAAACUGUGUUGUAAAAUGAUAAAUAAAACUC